AUGCCUGACGGAGUAGCUCUCGCGAAGAAGGCGAUCGCUGCGCGCGACGCGACGAUUCCAAAGGAGUACGCUCUGCCCGAGUCGCUCUUCCCCCUGCCCAAGGACAGGCGCGACUUGCUGCAGCGCUCCGGCCUGCUGGACAAGAAGGAGCUCGAGAUCGUUAACCAGGGCGUUAUCCCUCUCGCCAAGGCCAUCGCAGACAAGAAGUACACCUCGGUCGAAGUGACUAAGGCGUUCAUCAAGGCUGCCGCGAUUGCUCAGCAGGCGACGAACUGCGUCCUCGAGCUGUUCCCGGAGGAGGCGCUUCAGCGCGCCAAGGAACUGGACGACUACCAGGCGAAGAACGGCAAGACUGUCGGUCCCCUCCACGGCGUCCCGAUCAGUAUCAAGGAUCACAUCCGGCAGAAGGGCCAUGCGGCGCCAUGCGGCUUCCUCUACGCUGUUGACCAGAUCGCGGACAAGGACUCGCACCUGUUCGCAAUCCUGCGCGAGGCGGGCGCUGUACCUUACUGCCGCACCAUCAACUGUCAGGCCGUCAUGCACCUCGAGUGCCGUAGCGCGUGGGGCGCGACUCUGAACCCGCACAACGUGGACCUCGUUCCUGGUGGUUCUACUGGUGGUGAGGGCGCGCUUCUCGCUAUGCGCGGCUCGCCUCUCGGUAUCGGCUCUGACAUUGGUGGCUCCGUGCGUUCGCCCGCUGCGGCAUGCGGUAUCUUUUCGUUCAAGCCGUCCAUCGGCCGCGUGCCCAACACUGGUGCCGAAACUCUGUCUGCUGCGCCUGGAUACGAGGGCAUCAUCUCGACCCUGGGUCCCAUGGGUCACAGCGUCGAGGACCUUGAGCUUAUCAUGAAGAUUGUCGCCGACGCCAAGCCCUGGAACUACGACCCCAGCCUCCAGGUCAAGCCCUGGCGCAAGGUCGAGCAGAAGGGCAAGCUCCGCGUUGGUGUGCUCCGUGACGACGGGGUUGUCCGCCCCGUUGGCUCUGUCCAGCGCGCACUCGACUAUGCCGUUGACAAGCUCAAGAAGAACCCCAACUUUGAGGUCGUCGAGUACAAGCCGUACAAGUCGGAGCGCUCGUGGGAGCUUAUUGUGAGUAGAGACAGGCUUUGGAAAGCUGACGCCCAGACCCACCUGUACUUCCCCGACGGCGGCAAGCUCGUCUACGACUCGCUGGCCAAGGCUGAUGAGCCUGCCGACCCGAUGACCGACUGGAUCGUCGGCCAGGGUCGUGCGCUGGACCGUGAUGAGAUCAUCAACCUCGUCGCUGAGCGUGACGCGUACCGCAUGGAGGUUGCGCACCACUGGCAGGACGCCGGCAUCGACUGCCUGCUCUCGCCCGUCGGCCCCACUCCUGCCCCUCAGCCAUUCACCGCCAAGUACUGGAACGUCGACAAGCAGGAUGAGAAGGACAAGCAGGACGGAUACAAGCCCCGCAACGACAAGGAGAAGGAGAUUUACUCGACCUACGACCCCGAGGUCGCCCAGGGCGCGCCGCUCUGUCUCCAGGUCAUCGGAUACGUUGGCCACGAAGAGGAGACCAUCGACGCAAUGAAGAAGAUCGUCGACGCCGUUACCAAGUAG
Trichosporon asahii var. asahii CBS 2479 is the source of this 1581-nucleotide messenger RNA. Its product is annotated as acetamidase. The record is from RefSeq and is a predicted model, not a curated record. Lineage: Eukaryota; Fungi; Basidiomycota; Tremellomycetes; Trichosporonales; Trichosporonaceae. The transcript has 4 exons. Bases 1 to 1581 code for a protein of 526 amino acids.